UUUCUAAGAUAUCCGUCCCCUUAUGGAUUUUACACAGAUCAAAAUCAGAACAUUUCAAGCAGACCCUUUUGCUUUAACAUGUCCAAUUUUGAUAUGUUUUCAGCUGCUUACAGUGUGAGCCAGGUGAAGUAUCCCUAUCAUUUUUUCACAAAGCAAAAUAGCCUCAGCUCUGCGUAAGUAGCAUCCACUAAUAUUAUGGAUGCGUUUGAGAAAUGAGGACUUUGUACAGAUCAUGUAAUCUACACGUCAUGUUUCAAGGAAUGUCGUGCAACUCAUGACUGUAAGACUUUGCAUUGACUUGGUUUGCUUGUAUGUUACAGAGUUUAAACGCGCCCGAAAUGAAUGAGCGUGACGUUAAAAGGAGGCGCGAGUUUGUUUUCGAACGGAAGCGCCCCCUGUUUAGCAACAACAGCUAGUUCAAUGGUUUGUCUUUGCGUUUGUGCGUGUCAGAUAUAAUGUCAUGCGGCAAAUGUGGACUUUAAUUAGCUAUAUCACUUGACCCUUUAUUGAUUAUUCCCUAGUGUUAUAUUUAGUGCUCAGGCGAAUGGUUUCACUCCAACCUUUUUCUGGUAGUACCUAGCAAACUAGCUUCUAGCUAGCUAGCUGCCUAGACUUGUGAUUACAAAGCUAGCUGCCCGUUAUGCUACUUAAAUAGGUAGCUAGCUACGCAGCUACAGUGGUGAAGUGAAGAUGUCAGUAGAGCUUGACGUAUUUGUGGGCAACACCACCAUCAUGGACAAGGAGGUGUAUCAGUUAUGGCUGAAUGGAUAUACAGUGAAUGAUGCAGUAAAAGUGCGGAUGGAGGGAGGUGUGAUGGAGGAGUGUGAAGCUAGUGCUGAAGUCCUCCUGAGUGACACUAUGGAUCAGUUCCGAACCUUCCAGAUGUGCGAGAGGCUUCUGCAAAAUCCAGCAAAACUAGCUAACCAGCUCCUGUUUCAGAUUCCACCAGAUCGACAAGCGAUGCUGAUUGAAAGAUAUUAUGCUUUUGCUGAUGCCUUUGUUCGUGAGGUCCUUGGAAAGAAACUGUCCAAAGGGACAAAAAAAGACCUUGAUGACGUUAGUGCAAAGACUGGCAUCACUCUGAAGAGUUGCAGACGGCAGUUUGACAACUUCAAGCGAGUAUUCAAAGUGGUGGAGGAACUCAAGGGCCCCCUGGUGGAAAAUAUAAGGCAACAUUUUCUGCUCCCUGACCAGCUAGCAAGGGAUUAUGCUGCCAUAGUGUUCUUUGCCAAUAAUCGCUUUGAGACAGGGAAAAAGAAGCUUCAGUAUCUCACCUUCCAGGACUUUGCCUUCUGUGCUGGACAGCUCAUCAACAAUUGGACGGUUGGAGCUGUGGAUAAUAUGGUGGAAGACAUGGAUGUGGAUCUAGACAAAGAGUUCCUUCAAGACCUCAAAGAUCUCAAAAUUUUAAUUGCAGACAAGGAUCUUUUGGAUCAGCACAAAAGUCUAGUAUGUGUAGCUCUGCGAGGAAAGACCAAAGUUUUCAAUGAAAUGGAGACCAAUUUUAAGAAUCUUUCCAGAGGCCUUGUCAAUAUUGCUGCCAAAUUAACAAAUCCAAAGGAUGUCCGCGAUUUCUUCAUCGAUCUUGUAGAAAAGUUCAUUGAGCCUUGCAAGUCAGACAGAUGGACAGCUACAGACGUCAAUCUCUAUCUCACCCACUACACGAACUCAGCCCACAUACUAGACAGUUUCAAGUACCAGACUGUCUGGACUAGGUACAUGGGAGUUAUCAAAAGCUGCAUCCUCAGAAUGUAUCACGAGUAAUGAAUAGACUUUUUCUGCCCUGUCUUUCUUAAAGCUGCAUUGUGGAUCCACCCAGUCUGAUCACCUUUUGGCCGUCUCUGUAUUUAAAUCCCAUUUUACCAUUUUCCUUCUCUAAUCCUUAGACAAAUACCUCCCUUCAAUAGCUGGCCCUGUCCUCACCUUCCCCCAACCUUAGUCUAAAUCCUCCCUUCCUCCCUCCACAUUCUAGACUCUGUCAAUCAAAAGAAUGACUUGUAAAUAAACAAAGCAUGUUUUCUACA
Molecule: messenger RNA, 2024 nt
Organism: Electrophorus electricus (electric eel)
Lineage: Eukaryota; Metazoa; Chordata; Actinopteri; Gymnotiformes; Gymnotidae
Source: RefSeq, a predicted model, not a curated record